This is a messenger RNA of Colletotrichum chrysophilum, 282 nucleotides long. RefSeq lists its product as uncharacterized. Lineage: Eukaryota; Fungi; Ascomycota; Sordariomycetes; Glomerellales; Glomerellaceae. The record is from RefSeq and is a predicted model, not a curated record. Bases 1 to 282 code for a protein of 93 amino acids. The transcript has 2 exons.
AUGUCUUCCAACGAGGCCCCCACCGGUGACGUCCAGGACAACGAGUACGUCUCCCGCCAGCCCCAGCGCGGCGAGCCCAUCAGAGUCCAGGCCGAUGAUGCAAAGAUUGAGGACCCCAUUGACCCUCAAACCGCCGACUCGGAUCAGCAACUGGAGCGUGAUGACAAGGAGGCCAUUGAUAAGGACAACAUUAUUGACGAGCGCACUCGCUCUGCGAAGCCGUCUGGAACCUACCGUGAGCCCGGCGACACCGAGGGUUUGGAGCGUGAGAGGCUCGAGUAG